Messenger RNA from Amblyraja radiata (thorny skate), 1840 nucleotides. RefSeq names its product syntaxin-7. Gene Ontology annotation, molecular function: SNAP receptor activity; SNARE binding. The transcript is spliced from 11 exons. The record is from RefSeq and is a predicted model, not a curated record. Lineage: Eukaryota; Metazoa; Chordata; Chondrichthyes; Rajiformes; Rajidae. Gene Ontology annotation, biological process: vesicle fusion; vesicle-mediated transport; intracellular protein transport. The coding region runs from base 255 to 1058 and encodes 267 amino acids. Gene Ontology annotation, cellular component: endomembrane system; SNARE complex; membrane.
GGGUGGAGAGGUCAGAGGGCGCUGCGUGAGCAGCUGAGGCCGUCAGUCCACCCGCCCGCCCGCCCGCCUGGGGAACUAGUUACAGUCUGUCCGCCUGGGGAUCUGGUCACCGCCGCCGCCGCCGCCCGCUCAGGGUCGCCUGUCCGCCCGCCCGGGUAUGUUUCUCGGAGGCCAAAAAUAAGCACCACAAGAAAAUUACAUGACUUCCUGAUGCUAGUCAACUCUGUGAAGAUUAGAUUCAAACAUAGUCAGCAAUGUCUCGUGACGGAAAGGACGGUAGUUUCUUGACUGGUGAUCCAUCUCAAGAUGCAGAGCAGCUUUCCCAUGUAAUAACUUCCAACAUUCAGAAAAUCGGAUGGCAUUCUGCAGAAAUCCAAAGGAUUUUAAACCAACUUGGAAAACCUCAGGAUAAUGUAGAACUUCGGAAACAACUUCAGCAGAAGCAACAAUUAGUCAAUCAUCUGGCUAAGGAAACAGAGAAGCACAUAAAGGAAUUCGGAUCAUUAGCAGCUGUAAUUGAACAGCGUCAAAGAAAGCUACAGAAAGAUCGUUUAGUUGCUGAAUUCACUGCAGCAUUGACUAAUUUCCAAAGAAUUCAAAGAGAGGUUGCUGAAAAGGAAAAAGAAUUUGUAGCAAGAGUACGUGCUGGUUCGCAUCUGUCUACGGGUGCGCCUGACAGUCAAAGAGGCGAGAUUCUGCUGUCUCUUGAAACUCCGAAUCAGUUUCAAGAUCAAGUAGAAGAUGGGAUUACAGAAGAAGACCUGGAGCUCAUUAAAGAUAGGGAGAAUGCUAUUCAGCAACUGGAGUCUGAUAUCCUGGAUAUUAAUGAAAUAUUCAAAGACUUGGGAAUGAUGAUUCAUGAACAAGGAGACCUAGUCGACAGCAUUGAAGCCAAUGUGGAAACUGCUGAAGUACAUGUUCAUGAAGCAAACCAGCAACUCAGUAGGGCAGCUGAAUAUCAACGCAAAUCCCGUAAGAAAAUCUGCAUCUUAAUUAUCGUGUUGCUCAUCCUUGCUGUGGUGGUGGGACUCAUUAUCUGGGCAACAGUGAAGAAAUGAAGUCAGAAGAUUAAGCAAAGUCAUUGCACUCGAAUGCUGGUUAGCAUUAAACAUCAACAUUUAUUAUUUACUGAAGACAAAUACUUUAUUCAAAUACAUUUAGGAAUUAAAUAUGCAAUAUGUGCUUUCUAACAAUGUAAUCGAAAUUGUUUUGUAAUUCAAACUGCCAUGCUUCACUAAUUCAGAUGCCACUGUUUAAAUGCUCAGGUCAAAACAUAAUUUGGAUAUUUUUUUUGUUCUGCCAGGUUGCCAUAACUUAAUUGCUAAGAUCUGCAGACUAUUGUAGAUUUAUUUUAGUUUGACCUGAGUAAUGGGCAAAAGUCAUUCCAUUAGGCAUAAGAAGAUGGACCAAUGCCAAAAUGGACACUUCAGUUUUCCAUUAAAAUGAUGCCACUAAUCUCUUAUGUUUUGCUCAUCGACAGCUUUGAUUUCAUGGUUGUCCAAACAAAUCAUUAAAUGAAGUAAUAAUGCACUUAGUCUUUAUCAACUGUGUAUCUACAGUCGUCUACUGAAAGUUAACUCGCAAUUACCUUGUGUUUGCAAUAUUUGCACUGAAUACAACCAGUCUGACUGUACCAUAUGCACCCCUUUGUAUUGUGUGUUAACUUAAUGAACAAUACAGAAUAUACUAUAUUUGUAUUCCAAGGGAUGUAUUAAACAUUUUAAUACACUCAAAAUGACACAACUUCUGUGCUUCUACAUAGUUUUGCAAUUUUGGAUUUAAAAUUAGACUGAAUGGUAUAAAAAUCCAAAUGCUACUUAAAUAAACUUUGUCAAUAUAA